GCUAAUGCUACUUAAAUGAGAAUUGUCCACGGGGGUUGCUACGGCGACCGGACGCCGGUAAUGUCAACCCAACCGUUAGUUUAGGAAGUUCAUUCCAUGUCGAAGUAUAUAACAGACGCUCACCGACAGCUUUAAUGACAGUUCCCGACAUACUUGAGUUUUAAAAGUCGAUAUAACCAGCUCCGUCCUUGCUAGCAUAAAAUCCACUGUGUCAACGCGUACUGACAAUGUUAGCAGUAAAAGAAAAGACGUCUCAAGGAGGUAACAAACUCUCUCGAUUAUCCCCGCAAAAUUUUAUGGAAAGACUUCCAUCAGAGAUCCUGAAUAAAAUCCUGUCCUACCUGGAUGCCGGCACACUUGUCUGCAUUGGUCACGUCAGUAAGACCUUCUAUCAACUCGCCAGUGAUGAAGCUCUGUGGAGGAAUAUCUACAAGAGGCUGUUGAACAAGAAGUCUAUCAGCAUGGUCGGGAAGAUGCUGGAGACCACCACGCUGGAGGCUCAGGCUCGGUCCGAAGGCUACUGGAAGUUGCAUUACUUCAAGACUCGGGACGCGUGGGCCAGGAGGAAGUGGAAGACACACCUCGGAGUCAUCAGCCGUCACACGGGGUUGCCUAGUCGCACAGUUCAGAUGCUCCGAGGCAUUACCUGGGAGCUCACGGUCACCGACAAAUCAAGGAAUGAAGCCGCGUAUGAUCUCAGCUGGUUCCAGUUCUUUGAGACCUCCGUGGUGCUGUGCUGGAAUGGAAACCUCUGGCAAGACUACCAUCACAUUUCUACCCUUCAGCUCCACGGCGUCAGGAGAGUAGCCCUCGACUGCCCCGGACUAAAGGCACCAGGCUGGAGGUCCCUCAUGGAGGUGAUAGACAUGGAGAGUGCAACCAAAAGCAUGCAAGACUAUGGUCAGGACCAUGUGAUUGAACUGAAGCUACUAAAGCCUCACAUAGUCAUGGGGCUUUGGAAGGACCAGCGUAGCAUCGCUUUUGUCAUAUUCACCCUCCACUUCCAUUGCCUACUGGAAAGAAGCACCCAGGGGUCCUCUGUUUGCCCCUACAUGGAGCCGGUGGCCAAAGCCCCAUUUGAUGACAUUGACCCUGAUUAUGGUCUCCAUGGUUACCAGCUUCACAUAGUUCUCCACAGCAGUCAAUGUGAGCUCAUGUCGGGAAGUUUCUUGCAGCUAUUUUGCCGGAGAGAUCAGAUCCGCGAUGGCCUUGUCAAGCUUACUGCUAUUGAUGAGACCUCCUUUUCGCAGCACACGUCUCUGUCAGGCGAUGUCGCUCUGCCCUGGAGAUGUGAGGCCCUGCAGGGUGAAGUCAAGGGCCGCUGUUUCAUGACUCUCACGCUUCUUGACGAGUUCAACAAACCCUUUUGGUGUAUCAGCUCUCCAGUCUCCAUGAAGUACCAGGAGAGGCCGUGUUCGCUUUUCUACGCCGCCGAGCAGUUCGUCAUUCACUAUCAGGACCUCGACGGUCAAGUCAUGAUGAACAUUGUGCAGCCUCAGCAAUGUCAUCAGGGACAGGCCACAGAGGACGUUUGCAACACACCUCAAGAAAAUGGCCUUAAAGGUGCCUUGCUCUUUAGUGAAAACUCUGCUCAGGCGAAUGGAGGCGACCACAGCCACCCCAAAGCUGUGGGAGAUGCUCCAACCAGGGAGAGUAUACGGGAGAUGGAAAAAAAGCUAAAAGAAAAAGAGGAAGAGGUGACCUUCCUCGUAAAUGCUGUAGCUGACGCUGAGAUGGUCACCGUGUUUGUCAACAAGUCCUGGAUGGAAGCGUACGACCAGCUGAAAAAGGCCUGGGAGGACGACUCCAACAACUUGGUGACAGCCAUAAACGCAGAGUGGCAGCAGUGGUGGGCCUUUAGGGAGCAGGAGACCGCCGACCAGUUCCAGACACAGUGGGAGAGCAUGCAGUGGCACAUGAACGACAUGGCCACCCAGUUUCAAAUGGAGCUGGAGGGCAUGCAGAGGCACAAUUUUGAAAUUAUUGCCUACUUCAAAAUUGAAAUGGAGCGUCUCCAUCAGCACAUGCGGCGGGUCGUCCAGGAAAAGAACUGCCUGAUCGCAAAACUGCAGAAUGAAGUCUCCUGUCUAGUGACAAAGAAUGGUGAGACGUCCCAGCGCCACAAUUUGACGCACGAGGCCUGUAAGGACCAAAACAGCCUGAAAGCUUUGGAGGAUCAGUUGAACGCAGAGCAAGAUGCAAUAAUGGCCUUUGUUGAGGUGGUCCAAGGAGUAGGGAAUGAUCUCAACCGUCAUGCUGCGUCAUAAAGAGCUUCUGAUACAUCACCUCUGCUAAUAAUCAUCCAUUCCAUGAAGACGUGUUGUCCUGCUGCAAAAACAUUAUGGAGCGAAAAACACAUACCAUCCAUCCAUCCAUCCAUCCAUCCAUCCAUCAUCUUCUGCUUAUCCGAGGUUGGAUCCGAGGUUCAGCUUAUCCGAGGUUGGGUCGCAAGGGCAGAAGCCUAAGACAGGAAAUGCCAGGAGAGACAUAGUCUCUGUUUCCUGGGUCUUUCAUCCAUCCACCCAUCAGUCUUCUGCUUAUCUGGGGUUGUGUUGCGCAGACUGCAGCCUAAGACAAGAAGCCCAGACUUCCCUCUCCCCAUCUGCUUCAUCCAGCUUGGCUCCUGAGGUGUUCCCAGCCCGGUUUAGUCAUAAUCUCUCUAACAUGUCCUGGGUCUUCCCCGAGGGACAACUUAUACCUUCAAAUAUAAACUCUUUCCUUUUCAAUAACAAUCAACUACUUUCUCUCAGGACAACAUCAACAAUCCAAAGCUGCUCCUUCGCUGAACAUGCUUCAUAUUUCUAUGAGUGAUGACAAACGCUACGACGCUGCUGGACAGGCAUUACCUGUAUUAUUCAAAGGGAUUGGACUAUUACUCUUCUUUGCUUGUCCAUUAAGAGGACACUCACCUCUUAUUUCAUAAUGAGAUCCAAUGGAUCGUCACUUGGGUUGUAGUGCUUCUGUACCCUUGAAGCUUGACUUCCAACACCUGAUCGUGGACAAGCCACAAUGUUGGAUUCCACCUUGAAAGGCAGAAAGAGACGUUGAACUGUACCCAUUUACUCACAGUGCACCUUUUUAACUGUACCCAUUUACUCACAGUGCACCUUAAAGCCAGAAAAAUGAGCAUGGAACACAUCACUCACAAGGAACACAUCAUUCACAAGUUUCUCUAAUGCUGUCUGGCUGUCUAAUUAAUCAAUCUCUCAAUUUCUUCACCAUUUAGAUAAUUAUAGAUAACAAGCUCAAAUUCAGUGUUUUAUAAAAUGUGAAAAAUUGUAAAAAUAAUUGAUGACAAAAUGGCCUGAGCAUUUAAUUGCUCUUAGUUUUAACUGAAAUCCUGAAAUCCAACAACUUUUGCACAAUAUUUUAUUAUUUUAUAUUCUUAUAAUUUAUUUCAAUGGGCCUGUAUGUGCUGAUGCAUACAUAAAUAAAGUGCAUCUGUGGAUAUGUUUCAGAUGCAUUCAUGUGAGUGCAAAACACACAAAAACAAUUAGCAUUUCAUAAUAAAACACUAACUAUGGAGGGAAAUUAAUAAAAAGGCGUCUUAACAGCUUUCAGAGCUGGACCCGCCCACAAGAAAAGUUGAAAUGCAAACAGAAAACUAAAACACAAAUAAAACUUGAGGAAAUGCAAACAAAAUGAAAAGUUUAAUGAAAACAAUUUUAUAGUUUCCAUUAAAUUUUCUAAUUCUUUUUUUUCAUGUCUAAUCCAUUUUUUGAUGAGAUAAAAAGACACAUUUCUUUCCAUAAUUAACACUAUCAAUACCCCAAAAACUGCUUUAACGGUUUUAAUUUUUUUUUAAGUCCUUUAGAUUCCAUCCAUCCAUUUUCUAUGCCGCAUGGAAAUGGAGUAAGUGAAUGUUUUAAUCAUUUAAAUCAAGUACUUGUAUUUAAAAUGACUACUGCCUGAAAUGCACAAUAUGAAGGCUGUUUUGAGGAUUUUAACCUUUUGGAAAGACCGAUAUGUUUUCAUAGAAAGAAAAUACGUAUAUUAACACUUUUCUUAAUUGUUUUUAACAUACACCAUUAUCCAACAUACAUUACCAGUCAAAAGUUUGGAGACACAUUUUCAGGUUGUUGUAUGAGAAAGUGUAUAAACUUUUGACUUGACAUCGCAGGAAGGUGUGAAAUUUGGUGGACAAAUAUACAAAAUAUAUAAUUGAACACCAGUGGUAAGCUAGCUGCUCAAAAUUUUAUUUUUGAUGGUUUCUAAUGGGACAUUUUUUGUCAUACUAGUUUUUGAUUAGCAACUUUUUUUUUUUUUACCUAUAUUUCAACACCUCCAAAAUGGCUUGAAAUUGAAAUUUUCAACAAAUGACUAAAAAUAUCCUCGAGAGUUGUUAAGCUAUUACGACAGAAGGCGUCAACCAAAUUAGAAAUUGGACUCAAACAAGCAACAGACAACUUGGACAACUUGGCAAACGCUUGUAAACAUUUGAAAAGAAAAAUACCCAUCUUGAAAAUUCCUCCAGAAAAAAAGUGUACAAAAAUUGCAGGAAAAUAGGCUGGACAUCGUGCACAAAUCCUGCAAUGACUCCUUGGACCAAGAAUUGAUUGGAGUGGCGUCCUCAGAUCGAUAACCGCACAGCAUCCAUCCGGCAUUUGCAUGUGCUUACUCAGCAGGUGCGACAUCAGUCGCACACAUGUGGCAAUGCUCUGCUUUCCACACUUUAAUCCCACCUCUGCUCCAUGUCAAUUCAUGACAUCGCUUAGGCCUUGUAUUAGACGUGUUUACAUUUGCAAAAGUUGCUUCACUUCCUGUGUUUCG
This is a messenger RNA of Dunckerocampus dactyliophorus (ringed pipefish), 4770 nucleotides long. It is a transcript of the gene fbxo15, whose product is annotated as F-box protein 15. The record is from RefSeq and is a predicted model, not a curated record. The transcript has 10 exons. Gene Ontology annotation, molecular function: protein binding. Bases 228 to 2267 code for a protein of 679 amino acids. NCBI's taxonomy places the organism in Eukaryota, Metazoa, Chordata, Actinopteri, Syngnathiformes, Syngnathidae.